This is a messenger RNA of Prorocentrum cordatum, 525 nucleotides long. The record is from the annotation of a GenBank genome assembly. NCBI's taxonomy places the organism in Eukaryota, Dinophyceae, Prorocentrales, Prorocentraceae.
AUGUACCCGACGCCUACGCGAGCUCUCAGGUUGGGCAAGGCUGGGUGGAAGGACGAAGCAAAGAUCUUGAGGGAUAGGCUGGCGCUCUUCUCCAACGCGGAGUCCCUGCACGUCUCCCAUAUCUUCGACUUAUCGGACCAGCAGUUGGAGAAUGCAUUGGACAAGAUGGCUGCCCAUAACAUCCUGUUGCCACCUGACGUACACAAGAGCAUGCUGACCAGGGCCCGCAACGAUCUUGUCAAGCUCAAGGUCGACGAGUACAUGGCCAAGCAGUUCAUCGAGCUUGUUUUCCCUUGGGCUGGGGCCCGGAACGACAAUGGUGAGACCUACGACGUCAAAGCUCCGAAGGCUUCGCUGUGCACCACGGUGGAUAUGAACUGGAAGCUGCACUUCUUCCAAACGUCGGUUGCGAAGCGCGUCCUUGUGCCACUCAUCAACAACGGCGAGGGCGGCGUGGCUGCGCUGCAGGCCUUCCUUGGGUUCGUAGACCCCUUGGCCGCGCACGUCGCGGAUGCGGGCACCGAG